GUGGCUCCGCCCACUCCGGCUGGGGCUGUAACGGUGGCUGCGUCCUACUCCUUCGCUCGGCCCUGGCCCCCUGCUCUCGCUCCGCUGCGGUCUGACCCGCGACUAAUUGUGCGGCGGCGGAUGAGCCUCCCGGAAAGGUGCGGGAGUUGGUAAGGCACGCUGGGCCUGGGUCGAGGAGCCUGUGGUCCAAGAGGGGGCCGGAGCCGGCCGUGCCACGAGCCACGCGGGGGUCUCUGGUCCAGAAGAGCUGGAGGGGGAACACGAGGGGUACUUGGGUGACUGACUUUACAGUCUGUUCCUUAAGAUGUUUGGCUCUUCACGUGGGGGUGUUCGAGGUGGACAAGACCAAUUCAACUGGGAAGAUGUGAAGACAGAUAAACAGAGGGAGAACUACCUGGGGAACUCCCUGAUGGCUCCUGUGGGCAGGUGGCAGAAGGGCCGUGACCUCACCUGGUAUGCCAAAGGCAAGAAAGGCGACGUGGCCCUGAGCCGAGAAGAGGAACUAGCUGCUGUGCGCCAGGCUGAGCAAGAGGCCCUCCUGGCUGCUUUAGGCUACAAGAGUGUGAGGAAGCAGCCCACAGGACUGAGCAAAGAGGACUUUGUGGAAAUCUGCAAGCGGGAAGGGACUGAUCGUGAGGAGAAGGAUGUGGACCAGCUGUCAGGCCUGGGGAGCUCCAGUGGUUCUGCCGGCCGGGUGAUGCUCUCCAAAGAAGACAGAGAAGCCGCCAAGCUGGGGCUGUCUGUGUUUACGCAUCACAAGGUGGAGAGCAGUGCCACAGCGAUGCCAUCAGCCCCUCCCAUGGGCAAGCGGAAAACAGACACGAGGCCUGAGAGCCACAAGAAAGUCAAAAAAGAGAAGAAGAAGAAGAAGAAGAAGAAGAAACACAAGAAAGAGAAGAAGAAAGAGAAACAUUCUAAGAGGCGCUUCGCAUUAUCGUCCCCCUCCGCUUCCCCAGACAGGCACAGAGCCCCCCAAUACCGUGCCUCACCUUCCCCUUCCUCCCGGUCCCACCCACCCGGGAGCAGGCACGAUGCGGACUCUUUGGACAGUGGUCGCUCCUCCCCCAGCCACAAGAGAAGAAACCGGAGCCCUGAGGUUCAGCCCCAGCACAAGAGGCAGCGGCAUGACUCAGAUGACUGAACCUCGGCCUGGAAAGCAGAUGGUAUACCCAGGGACCCCUCCCUCCCCCCAGUCCUAGAGUCCUGUGAGCUCAUUCCUCUGGGCUGAAAGGCCAUAGCCCUCACACCUGCUUCCGGAGGAGCCCGAGCUCUCCAAUGCUGCUGGAGUGAUGGGCUUCCUUGUCCACUGAGGGGCAGGGCAGAGACACUGGGUCCUUCCCUCAGUGGGGCUGUUUGAAGGGAUGCUACCUCCUACCCUGCCCCUGCCCCCGACCCUCCUCCCAGUAAAGCUUCUUUCUGCCUGCUUCCUUGCUUCUCAGGGAGUUUUACGCCCAGGUGGAGUGAAGAGCAGACGUCUGGGCCUGGGCUCCUUUGUCCCAGAUCUAUCCCCCUCAGAUGACUUCAGCUGAGUUCACAGGAAGGAAAGCAGCACAUUCCUUACUUAGCAAAAAAAA
Molecule: messenger RNA, 1574 nt
Organism: Phascolarctos cinereus (koala)
Lineage: Eukaryota; Metazoa; Chordata; Mammalia; Diprotodontia; Phascolarctidae
Gene: CUNH1orf35
Product: chromosome unknown C1orf35 homolog
Source: RefSeq, a predicted model, not a curated record